Messenger RNA from Carlito syrichta (Philippine tarsier), 1473 nucleotides. RefSeq names its product leucine rich repeat containing 61 (gene LRRC61). The record is from RefSeq and is a predicted model, not a curated record. Gene Ontology annotation, cellular component: cytoplasm. The coding region runs from base 225 to 1004 and encodes 259 amino acids. Gene Ontology annotation, molecular function: protein binding. Gene Ontology annotation, biological process: outer dynein arm assembly. Lineage: Eukaryota; Metazoa; Chordata; Mammalia; Primates; Tarsiidae. The transcript has 2 exons.
GCUGCUCGGAAGCACUGUGGCGGACAUUCAUUCGUUUCACCCGUAACAACCCUCUGAGGGAACUACUAGCCUCGAGCAGGGUAUUGGAAAUAGGCCUCCCAUUUCACUGGCUCAGAGAGUUGAAGGAGUCUGUUUUGGGCAAGCAGUCGGCUGACCCCCAGUGGCACCCACAUCCCUGUGACGGAACUGCCAGGGCCCAGGCCAUCCAAAUCGACUUCUGUCCCAUGGAGCCUCCAGGGGAGAAGCCAGGAGAGACUGGCGGGCUGCGCAUCACACCCCAGCUGCUGAAGUCACGCACGGGCGAGUUCGCCCUGGAGUCCAUCUUGCUGCUGAAGCUGCGUGGCUUGGGACUGGCCGACCUGGGCUGCCUGGGAGAAUGCCUGGGCCUCGAGUGGCUGGACCUGUCAGGCAAUGCACUCACCCAGCUGGGCCCGCUGGCCUCCUUGCACCAACUGGCUGUGCUCAAUGUCUCCAACAAUCGGCUGACAGGGCUGGAGCCACUGGCCGCCUGUGAGAACCUGCAGAGUCUCAAUGCUGCAGGCAACCUGCUGGCCACUCCUGGCCAGCUGCAGUGUCUGGCCGGGCUGCAGUGCCUUGAGUAUCUGCGGCUCCGGGACCCUUUGGCCCGGCUCAGCAACCCCCUCUGCACCAGCCCUUCCUACUGGGCUACAGUCCGGGAGCUGCUGCCUGGCCUGAAAGUCAUCGACGGUGAGCGUGUGACUGGGCACGGCAGUGAGCUCUACCAGCUGUGCCGAGACCUGGACAGCUCCUUGCGCCCUAGCUCCAGCCCAGGCCCCAGGGCCACUGAGGCCCAGCCUUGGGUAGAGCCAGGGUACUGGGAGUCCUGGCCAAGCCGGAGCAGCUCCAUCCUGGAGGAGGCCUGCCGGCAGUUCCAGGACACACUACAGGAGUGCCGGGACCUCGACCGCCAGGCCAGCGACAGCCUGGCCCAGGCCGAGCAGGCACUCAGCCCCGCUGGCACCACCUCUUCCUUUGUCUUUUGAAUGCACCCAUGGCCCUGGACAGCCUGGAAGGUGGCCUCGCUGCCCGCAUCUCCCCUUCCUGCUCUGCACGGUUUCCUGAUACUGGUCAUUGGCCCUGCAGACUGGGCUACCCAUUCGUCCCUGUCCUGAGGGCAGCCCCUCUCUCCCUCCACUCUCCUCCCAUGUAUUGCAAGGGUGCACCCCCAAUGGCCUCUAAGCAGAUACAAGGGCUCCCACAGCCUGUGCGUCCGUGUCCACAGCUGCUGCCACUUCCGGCUGCUCCAGACUGAGAUUUAGUGGAAGGAGUUACUUCCUCCUAAGGUGAGAAAGGUAGGGAUGGGCCAGCCUCCUUUCCUAGGGAUUCCUGGAAGCUGGAGCUCACCCACCUUCCACAUUUGCCUAUUCAGAAGAUCAGUCCUGUGCUUCCUGGAGCCUUCUCUGCCGAUUCCCACUCACACAUCUCUAUUAAAUAGUUCUGCUCUCAUUUGCA